Leptomonas pyrrhocoris is the source of this 3264-nucleotide messenger RNA. RefSeq lists its product as hypothetical. The transcript has a single exon. Lineage: Eukaryota; Euglenozoa; Kinetoplastea; Trypanosomatida; Trypanosomatidae. Bases 340 to 3264 code for a protein of 974 amino acids. The record is from RefSeq and is a predicted model, not a curated record. Gene Ontology annotation, molecular function: protein binding.
AGGGCACAAAAACAGCGCGUAGAACACACCGCCCAGCUUCGAGCCGUGAUGGAGCGUGUGUUCUGUGUCGGCUUUUCUCCUUUUCUACAGAAACGCCUGUUAGGACAUCUUAGAUAGUCGAUCCUCAUAGACUGGUAUUUUUACGCAUGUACAUAGAAGUAGCGUAUUAUUUCGCUCUCUCUUUUUUUGUUUGUAGGGGUUGCCGAGUCUCUUCAGCAUUGUUUUCUUUUUGGUUUAGCGUGGCGUGUUGAAUUGAAAGCGUUCAAGCAUCCCCUGCAAGAAGAAGUGGAGUUUUGAAGAAGCUUCUCUUCGUGGUGGCUGUGCGGCGCCUGGGCAACGAUGACGACUCCGAUCCUUCUCGGCAAGGCGGAGUUGCUCGCGUGGGCGGCAGACGUGACCGGCAUCACCCCCUGCGAGAAGUAUGGCGACCUGAAAGACGGACUCGUUUAUCUCGCCCUCGCACGUGAGCUUUUUCCACAGGACAUCGACAGCGCUAUUGUGCGCCUGCAACGCCGUGGGGCGCGCGACCCCGCGAAAAACUGGUCGCUGCUCACCAGCUGCCUGCGACGCCAUCGCAUCCCUCUUCACUUGUGCAACCGGCAAGCCGUCGAGCGCGGCCACACGCGUCAUUGCUUUAACCUCCUGGUUCUUUUCUAUUUCCUACAGCGGCUUUCACACGGGGAUCAGUUUUCGGUUGACUUCGCACAGCCGGUGGAUCCACAGCUGGCGGCCUUCCUGCAAUCACCAGACAGCGUCGUUGCCGUUACCAGCACUGCCACGGCUUCGGAGGCAAUCGCCAACAGCAGCGAGAGAGAGCAGACAGAAGAAGUAGAAAGACAAGCCGGGGGGCGGAUGUCCAGCAGUGGCCGUGUCGUGACGCGACUGUCGACAUCCCCGUCAGCGUCCAGACUCCCCCCUUUCACUCAGCAGCCACCACACUCUUCCUUUAUCGCAGGCGUUGCCUCCUCCCAAGCGGCGAUGGCGCACGCUACGCACACUGCAAAGCCUGACUCCUCUGAGCACCGUCCUGCGGAAGCCGCCUCGUCUUUCUCGCAGGGUUCCCCUGGAGUACACCCACACGCGACCUUCACGGCAGGACUGAUCUAUUCGCAUGCCAAGGAACGAAACGGAGAGACGACGUCAGACAGCGGCGGUCAUCAACGGGGAGUACCGUCGUAUCGCGACGCUUCACGUUUUCGCUCCAAUGUGGCGCUGGAAUCACAUCCGACCGGAGACCUCGCCGUUGAGGCCGCACCCCCCACACUGCUGCAGUCCUCUUCCUCGUCGUCGUCGCUGCGGACGGAAAAUCGACUGCUGCGGGAGGAACUGCUGUACGUGAAGGCGGUGGGGCAGCUCCUCCUCACGCAGCAGCGUGGAUCGGAGGCGGCUGCGGAGAUGCGAGCCGCCGCCACGCUGCAGAGCGAGCUAGCGAAGGCCGAACUGAAGCACCUCUACGACCUACGACAGCUGGAGGUGGCCCUGACGUCCUCUUCGCCCGCCUCUCUACUUUCAACGUACAACGGACGUGAUGAGGAUUCGCGGUUGGCUGCUGCCGAGCAUCGUGCCGCGGUCGCCGAGCAAACAGCGGCGCAGCUAUACGAAGAGAUGCAGGAAAACCACCAAACCUACGACACGACGCUGCGGCAGCUACAGCAGGUUUUCCACUCCAUCGAGGCCAUCACCGAAGCUGCACGGCCGGCGGCAUCGACCUCGUCCUCGGUGUCAACCGGCGCUGCGGCGUACGAGGAGGCCGUGGCAGAUGUCAUGAUGGCACAGCUGAGAUGCGUGCCCGCCGUGCCGCGGGAAGCCUUUCGAGCGCAGCUGCGGGCGUUGCUGUUGACGUUGAACACGUUGCGUGUACGCAGCGAACGCCUACGCAUGGAGGAAGGUGCCACAGCGGUUUGCUAUGGAAAAGAAGAAGACAACGCGGAAGACACCGACCCGUCGACCUCCGCGCCCAAGACGCGGUACUCCAGUAUUCCACCGGACAUCUCGUCGCUGUGCGAAGAAGCUCGCUACCUCUCCCAAACCGCCGACCCAGCGGUGCAGCACACUUGUCUUGACCUUGUACAGGCGGUAGAGGGGCUUCACGCCCAACUUGAGAAUGAGCAGCACGACGUAGAGGAAUGGCAGCGGCGGUGUCGUAGGAUGGAAGUGAUCGCUGCGUCUGCGGAAGUUGCGCUACAGCGAGCGCGUGCUACACCUGCGGAACGGCGUGAGCAGGACCUCGUGGACGGCUCCGCCACCAAGUUCAACACGCAAGGGGACGCGACCCAUUCUAUUCUACCGUAUCGCCAGGAGCAGGCUGCAGCAGCGCUACAGGAGGCGCAACGCCUAUACGAUCGUGUAGCGGAGGUGCUUACACGCGCCUUCUCGACCCCCGGCACAGAAGACAUGAAAUGGGCGAGUCAGCAGCUGAUAUCGCUGUUCGACGCAUUUGUGCAGCGGACGCAGCAACGUGUUGCGAUGGAGACGGCCCUGGCGGAGCAGUGUGAGUCAAUUGCAUUGCUGCGAAAAGAGGUGCGCCAACAACGCGAGGCGCUGGACAGCGCAAAGGCGGACUUGACAAAGUCGCAGCUUCAACGAGGUGAGCUGGAACAGCGUUGUGCUAGACUGGAGAAGCAAUUGCGCUUACAGAAAGUACAGCCCUGUGAUGAAGAGCACGAUGCAGAGGUGCAGCAGGGCAGUAGGCAGCGCGCAUGGUUAGAUCGAAACUCGCCGUCCGUGAUGUCGGCUCCCUUACCAAAAGCAUCUUUCUCAAUCCCAGCUACGCAUGUACGCGCGAACCUCUCUUCUGCUGUCCGCAUCCGCAACACAGCUCCUACACCUGUGCCGGAGAGCAACGUCAGCGCGCUCUGUCCGACAUCGUCUCCGCGCGUUCUCUCGCCGUACGAGCCCGGUGCCCUACGCUCUCCAAGUCCAUCUAGCUCUGACGAUGAAAACCGACAACUAGGGCAACCAACGCGUGUAGAGGAUCGCAGCGACGGCAACUACCGUGAUUCGUUACAGGCGCCGUCGCUUCUGUCUUCCCAGCCGCAAGUGACGAAGACCACAGCUCUGAGAGUCGCAAGCGGAAGGCAGAUUUCUUUUACGGACGACGUGAUGCCGUUGCCCAAAGCAGCAGCAACCCCCUUUACCGCUAUGGCUGCAGAGAAGAAGUCCAUUUCGGCCGCCGCUGCUGCUGCUUCUCCGUCGCCUCUGCUUUCCGCUGCAGAGUUGGAGCGGCGCAAGCAAGAAAUUCUGCGGAGAUACAACGUGGAGUGA